Molecule: messenger RNA, 1086 nt
Organism: Aspergillus calidoustus
Lineage: Eukaryota; Fungi; Ascomycota; Eurotiomycetes; Eurotiales; Aspergillaceae
Source: the annotation of a GenBank genome assembly
AUGGCAGCGCAACAAGACUACAAAUUCGAAGGCUGGAUGGGCCUUGACCCCAAAUCCGCUGAUGGAAACAUGGUCUGGCAGGAGUUUGAGCCGAAGCCCUGGGAGGAGACGGAUGUUGAUAUCAAGGUUACACACUGUGGUAUCUGUGGCUCGGAUUUGCAUACAUUGAGGAGUGGUUGGCGCCCAGCCCUGUACCCGUGCUGCGUCGGCCAUGAAAUUGUCGGCACAGCCAUCCGCGUCGGAUCCAAAGCAGUCGGUGGAAUCAAAGUUGGUGACCGUGUUGGCGUCGGCGCCCAAAGCGACGCAUGCCUCGGCCGUUUCGGCGACUGCCCCGAAUGCGCCAUGGGCUGGGAGAACUACUGCUCGCACAAGUUCGUGAGCACCUAUAACAGCGUGCAUUUCAAUGGCGGCAAGUCAUAUGGUGGAUAUGCGCUAUACAACCGCGCGCCUUCUCACUUCGUUAUCAAGAUCCCUGAUGGUGUGUCCUCGGCUGAUGCGGCUCCCAUGCUCUGUGGUGGUGUGACGCUCUACUCGCCGCUGAAACAUAAUGGGUGUGGACCUGGUAAGAGGGUGGGAAUUAUUGGUGUUGGUGGGUUAGGACAUUUUGGCGUAUUAUUUGCCAGGGCACUUGGGGCGGACAAGGUCGUUGCGAUUUCGAGGAAGGAGGGUAAGAGGGCGGAUAUUGAGAAAAUGGGUGCGGAUGCGUACAUCGCGACGGAUGAGGAGCAGGGGUGGGCGGAGAAGUAUGCGAGGUCUCUGGACUUGAUCGUGUGUACGGUGUCCUCGACGAAGAUGCCGAUGAAUGAGUAUGUGGGUUUGCUGGCGACGAACGGGAGCUUUGUGCAGGUUGGAUUGCCCGAGGAUGGAACGCUCAAUGCGCCUGUUGGGGCACUGAAGCGGAGGUUGAAGAUGGAGAGCUCGCUUGUUGGUAGCCCGGAUGAGAUUAGGGAGAUGUUUGCGCUGGCUGCGGAGAAGGGGAUUAAGCCAUGGGUCGAGGAGGUGCCCAUGAAGGAGGCCAACAAGGCUAUUGUUGAUAUGCACGAGGGCAAGGCGCGGUACCGCUAUGUGUUGGUGAACGAGGCAUAA